This is a messenger RNA of Fusarium redolens, 645 nucleotides long. RefSeq lists its product as uncharacterized. Lineage: Eukaryota; Fungi; Ascomycota; Sordariomycetes; Hypocreales; Nectriaceae. The record is from RefSeq and is a predicted model, not a curated record. The transcript has 3 exons. The coding region runs from base 1 to 645 and encodes 214 amino acids.
AUGAAUGGUCAAAAUGUCUGGAUCUACGGCAACUAUCUGACCGAGUCUCCUUAUCCCCAUAGCACCGUCCAGGUCAUGUUUGGUGAUGACUCAAUCUACUGGAUCUCAGUCCAUCUGUUGGAUAGGGGUGUCGUGAAGCUCAACUGGCUGAACGAAACACAGACGGACGCCUUCAUCCGCUAUCUCCGCAACGGAAAAUGGCAGAGACGUAAGUCAGACGGCUUGAACGGAUCGCUGGAAUCCUACAAUGGGAUGCAGCACUGUCUGUCGGCCCACGGUCUCGCUUUGGAGUACGAAAUGGACGAACUCGCUAGACUUACCUUUGUCGACUUCACCAAGAUGGCUGAUCGACUCUCAAUCUUCGAGCUCAUGAAGAUGCUCAAAGAUGCUGACUGGACACUUCACAGCAACCAGACUGCAUUGGCUGACUACUUCACCCAACGAGUUGCCAUGAGCGAAGAGACCAUCACCGAGGACCAGAUCACCAUUUUCAGAAGCGGAAAUAGCGCCAGACGAACUUUCGCCAACGUCGCCCUCGUGGGAAUGAUCGAGAUGAAGCACAAGCUCCAGCAGUAUGAAGAGAAGUACGGACCUUUGGAGACUGGGGAAGACUCUGUAAAGACAGAGGGCGGGCCCUUGGAGUAA